AUGGUGAAUGGGAGGAAUCUGACAAUAUUGAGGUUGAGGAUGGGCAAAUGCAACACUAGAAAGUAUCAGGUGGAAGAUGAGAUGGUGCGAUCCAUUACUUCUUAUACCGUGGAAGCCAAUGUUGUUGAUACAUGGAUUAAGUUUCUAGAGAGCACAUGGGUCUUCCAAACUUCAUAUACAAAGAGAAAGAAGGAGCAGGUCAAUGCUGAACUGGAGAAAUAUGGCUAUCAUUUUGUGAAUUUGGUGGUUGAUCUUCUGCAUUCUUACAAGGAAAAAUUGGGUUCGUCUGUUAAGCAAAUAAGAAUACUUGUGGAGAAUUUAAGAUUCAGACAAGGGUUAGCAAUAUCAUCAGCAGUAGACAGUGAAGGUUUGAAAUUAGCAAAUCCAAGGAAAAAGCUUGAAGAAGAAUACUUGGAUAUCGAGUCCAAGUUUUUAGCCACUCUGAAUAUAGUGGACACCAUGAACAAGCAGUUUCACAUUCAAAAGGAAGGCAUUUUCAGAAAAGAUAGUGACAAGGUGACACAACUAUUUGAUGCGAUUGAGAAAAUAAAAGACGAAUUUGAAUCUAUUGAGAGGCCAAAACUGGAACUUGAGAGUCCAACUCAAUGGUCAGAAACACCAUCAAGUCCAGUAAUCUCCAGAACUCCUUCACCUCCAUCGGCUAAAAAAUACAAGCAAGAUCGACUGACAAAAUCUUUGCGUGGCAGAUCACAAAUAGAAAUAGAACUUGAUAAAUUAAGUGAAGAUGACUCAGCAGAAGAGAUAAGUGAAUGGGAGUUUGAUGCUCUUGACAGAGAUCGUCUCACCAGGAGUUGA
Molecule: messenger RNA, 816 nt
Organism: Sphenostylis stenocarpa
Lineage: Eukaryota; Viridiplantae; Streptophyta; Magnoliopsida; Fabales; Fabaceae
Source: the annotation of a GenBank genome assembly